ACCAACCAUCAAUGGUGGAAGGACAACAGCAGCGAGCAUUUAUCUGCUCCUAGCUGGGAUCUGUGUCCUCCUGCUGCUGCUGCUCCUAUUGCUGUUUGCUGUUUCCUUCUCGUAAAUGCAAAAGUUGCAACUUGUAGCCUCAAAAUAACCACAAAGUAAACACCAGAGUGGCAGUGGCUGUGGCGCCAAGGAGUGCAGUGGCAUGGAGCACUGCGUACUGGCUGCUGUCGGGCUAAGAGGUAUUGGAAUGGCCGGCCAAAGUCAUUGCACGUGCGGGGGAGUACCCGGACUCGCUUCAGUGUCCUUGUCGAUGUCUUUGGCGGAGCAGCAGCAGCAGCAGGAGCUUCAGGCUUGGUUCCUGGACGGGUCCAAACUAAAUAAAUGGCGAAACUUUUGCUUUGUCAUCCGUCGCCUUGGAAACAGCUCCAACCGGAGAUGGAGUGGAGCGGAGUGCCAGCUGCUGGGAUCUGGGCUCUGGAGCCUUGCAGCUCAAAGGAAGUUCUACGCUGCUCUCAUAACUCUGGGAACGCAUCGUUGGCCAUUAAAUUAACCCACUUGCUUCACAUUUGUCUUUAUUAAAUGUUAAAUUACGAGCUGGCACUUGAAGAAGCAAACGGGAACGGGAAAGGGAACGGGAACGCGUAUAAAUUAUAAACCAAUUUGAUAACCCACACCAGGAGCCAGGGACCG
Messenger RNA from Drosophila guanche, 690 nucleotides. RefSeq lists its product as uncharacterized. The record is from RefSeq and is a predicted model, not a curated record. NCBI's taxonomy places the organism in Eukaryota, Metazoa, Arthropoda, Insecta, Diptera, Drosophilidae. Bases 203 to 550 code for a protein of 115 amino acids. The transcript has 2 exons.